UCCUCCGUGUUGGUCUGAUCCGGGUCAAAGGUCACCGGCUGAACAACAUGGCGGCCUCUGUUCUUCGGGGGAGAGCGGCUCUGCGCUCCGCGAGGCCUUCCGUCCGUCCGUCAUGGCUCCACAGCUCUCCUCCUCUUCCUCAGCAGUCCGGCUCUCCUCCUCUUCCUCAGGCGGCGUUCUUCCCGCCGGUGGACGCCGUCAUGCUGCCGACAGGAAGUUUCAACAACCGGGUGGCGUUCAUCACGGGGACGGGCCUGGGCCGGGCCAUGACCACCGCUCUGUCCCAGCUGGGAGCGCAGUGCGUCAUCGCCAGCAGGAAGCUGGACGUCCUGCAGAAAACAGCCGAAGAGAUCAGCAGCCAGACUGGAAACAAGGUCCAUGUGGUUCAGCUAGAUGUCAAAGAUCCUGAGGCGGUCUCUCGUUGUGUGGACCAGGUGGAGUCUCUGACGGGACUUCCUGAUGUGAUCAUCAACAAUGCAGCAGGAAACUUUGUCUGUCCGUCAGAACAUCUGUCGCCGAACGCCUGGAAGAGCAUCACAGACAUCGUCCUGAACGGGACCGCCUUCGUUACUCUGGAGCUCGGCAAAAGACUGAUCCAGAGUCAGAAAGGUGCGUCCUUCCUGGCCAUCACCACCAUCUACGCUGAGUCUGGUUCUGGUUUCGUGGUCCCGAGUGCGUCGGCGAAGGCUGGAGUCGAGGCACUCUACAAGUCUCUGGCUGCAGAGUGGGGGCGCUACGGCCACAGGUUCAACAUAAUCCAGCCUGGACCAAUCAGAACCAAGGGGGCCUUCAGCCGUCUGGACCCAACUGGAGAAUUUGAGAAGUCGAUGAUCGGUCGGAUCCCGAUUGGUCGACUCGGAACACCGACAGAGAUCGCAAACCUGGCAGCGUACAUCAGCAGCGACUACGCUACCUGGAUGUCUGGAGCUGUGAUUCGGUACGAUGGAGGAGAAUACGUGUCGAUGGCCGGAGAGUUUAACGAGCUGCGCAGGCUGACUCCAGAUCAGUGGAAGAUGAUUGGGAAGAUGACCAGAAGCGCUAAAGGGUCCUAGAAACACUCCAACACUCCUCAUUGGACCACAACAACCAAUCAGAUCACAGUGUUCUGGUGGACCCGCCCAACUAAUGAUGUCAUAAUGAUGAGACAAGAUGACGGACGAUUUCUAUUGAUUGAUCUGUGAUUAUUGAUUGAUCUGUGAUUAUUGAUCGAUCUGUGAUUAUUGACACACGGAUUCACUAACAGAUGACCCUGUUAGCAGCUGGUGGGGAGGUCAUGUGACCUACUGCACAUGCUCAGUAUAAACACACACACACACAUAUAUAUAUAAAUAUGUGUGUGUGUGUGUGUGUGCGUGUGUGUGCGUGUGCGUGUGUGUGUCUCUGGCUGUUUGAUAAUAAAA
Molecule: messenger RNA, 1400 nt
Organism: Anoplopoma fimbria (sablefish)
Lineage: Eukaryota; Metazoa; Chordata; Actinopteri; Perciformes; Anoplopomatidae
Gene: decr1
Product: 2,4-dienoyl CoA reductase 1, mitochondrial
Biological process (GO): fatty acid beta-oxidation
Cellular component (GO): mitochondrion
Molecular function (GO): 2,4-dienoyl-CoA reductase (NADPH) activity
Source: RefSeq, a predicted model, not a curated record